UUUAUAGUGAGUUAAAUAAACAUUAUUUAACAGUAUUUAGUUUAUGAAUAACAAUAAAUAAAUUGCAGUAAUUAAAAUAAGAGGGAAAAAACCUCAAAAGCAGAACGUCCAGUGUUGAGAAUAUUGAGGAAAAAAUGUGAUUUACUUUUUCAUAAUGCAUAAAUGAUAAUUCUUGUCUUUUCUUUUGUUUCUGACGUGAUCCAGAUGUUUUAAUGAGAUGAGUAGUGCGUGUAAAAGCGUGACGUUCCUGGACCUGGGUUUUGCAUGAACUUAAGCUCGAUGAAGAGGAGAAACGCAGCGAGCAGCGGAUGAAGAUAACAGGACAGCCUUUCAGUUCCUCGUGUCCGGAGCCGAAGAUGAAGUGAGGGCAAUCAGACACAAUCCACAGCAGGCUCUCAGGAUGUUCCAGAGGAAGAAGAAGAAGAAGAAGAAGAGGCGGCUGGAGAUCUCCACACCGAGGAACUUCGAGCACAGGGUGCACACGUCCUUCGACCCGGUGCAGGGCUGUUUCGUGGGUCUGCCACCUCAAUGGCAAAGCAUUAUAGACACGCUCCGGAGACCCAAACCUGUGGUGGACCCCUGCAGCUUCACACAGGUGCAGCUCAGGCCCCAGAGGAGCAUUGUUCGCGGCAGCUUCAUCGGACACGAGGACUACAUUUCUGCGGCGAUCGCCGAGAUGAGUCGACUCUCUGUGUCCAGCUCGAACUCGUUGAGGAGAACCAGCCCGUCUUUAAGGAAACGAGCGCGGUCUCUGGGUCGUCUGGGGGAGGAAGCUGAAGGAGAGACUUACGAAUAUCAGGAGCUCAAUGAGGCUGAUCAGAGAAACGUCCAGUCGGUGUCAGACAGGAGCUCCAGAUCCAGAGCGAUCCAGAGCGAGAGCGGAUCCUCCACACGACCCCGAGCCAGGUCCGUGUUCAUGGGACAGACGGCGCUGAUGCCCCGGGACAUCUCACUGGUGUCUAACCCUGACCGUGAAGGACCCGGGGUCUCUGAACCCGAGCAGACGGCCGUCUGGAGUCAUGAUGGAGACAGACUGAACUCAGAUCAGCUCCAGAGGAGACCGCAGUCCACUUCUGACCUCACCGUGAAUUCAUCGGGAUUCCCAGCCAUUUCCAAACCCAAUGGCACUAGCAGUCCCAAACCAGGCCUUGUGACGCCGAGCGGUGACCCGAGAGCACGGCGUUCCUCUUCUCCCGUCAGAUCCCCGGUGACUCCGAGUCCCAGCGGACACACACCCGUCACACACACACAGUUCAGAGCCGCGCUGCAGAUGGUGGUGGACCCCGGAGACCCUCGCCCCUCUCUGGAGAACUUCGUGAAGAUCGGCGAGGGCUCCACGGGUGUAGUGUGCAUCGCCCGAGAGAAGCAGAGCGGGCGGCAGGUCGCCGUCAAGAUGAUGGACCUCCGCAAACAGCAGAGGAGAGAACUGCUCUUCAACGAGGUGGUGAUCAUGCGAGACUACAGACACAGAAGCGUGGUGGAGAUGUUCCGGAGCGCUCUGGUGGGUGAAGAGCUGUGGGUGAUCAUGGAGUACCUGCAGGGCGGCGCUCUCACCAACAUCGUCUCACAGACCAGGCUAACAGAGGAGCAGAUUGCUACAGUGUGUGAAGCUGUUCUUCAGGCUCUCUGUUAUCUUCACGCUCAGGGCGUCAUACACAGAGACAUCAAGAGCGACUCGAUCUUACUGACGCUGGACGGCCGGGUCAAACUGUCCGACUUUGGAUUCUGUGCUCAGAUCAGUAAAGACAUCCCGAAGCGGAAGUCUUUAGUCGGGACUCCGUACUGGAUGGCGCCCGAAGUGGUUUCAAAGAAGCUGUACGGCACCGAGGUGGACGUGUGGUCUCUGGGGAUCAUGGUGGUGGAGAUGAUCGAUGGAGAACCUCCGUAUUUCAGCGAGACGCCGAUAGCAGCGAUGAAGAGACUGAGGGACGAGCCGGCGCCGACCGCAAGAAACAUCAGCACGAUCUCUCCGGUCCUGAGGGACUUUCUGGACUCGAUGUUGACCCGUGAUCCUCUGAAGCGAGCGAGCGCUAGAGAUCUGCUCCAGCAUCCCUUCAUGCUUCAGGCCACUUCUCCUCGCUGUCUGGUGCCUCUAGUGGAGCAGCACCGCAAGCGCAUGUCCCACUGCUGACCUGCGGCUCCCACAUCAGCACUGUGGACUGGGAAUGUUCCUGAUCUGCUGAAACACUUCCCUCUGGAGACUCGCAGGAACAAUUCAUCCCAAACCCAUCAUCCUGUCGGCAUCCAUUCAGCUUAUUCUAAUGCAUCUGCACAGAAACUUUGACAUUGUGUUGUGUGUAAUAUAGACUGAGCUGCUGGGUUUAUUAAAGCCGUCUGAUGAUCCUUCACAAUAUGCUGCAGGACAAUGAAUUAAAAGGUAAUUUGUGUCCUUAUUUCUCGCAAUUCUGAGAAAAAAAAAAUCAUAAUUGUGAAACGUUAACUUACAAUUGCAAGACAAUAAAAAAAGGUAAUUAAAAAAAAAAGUCAGAAUUGUGAGA
This is a messenger RNA of Carassius auratus (goldfish), 2498 nucleotides long. RefSeq names its product serine/threonine-protein kinase PAK 6-like. The transcript is spliced from 11 exons. NCBI's taxonomy places the organism in Eukaryota, Metazoa, Chordata, Actinopteri, Cypriniformes, Cyprinidae. The record is from RefSeq and is a predicted model, not a curated record. Gene Ontology annotation, molecular function: protein serine/threonine kinase activity; ATP binding. Gene Ontology annotation, biological process: protein phosphorylation. Bases 401 to 2131 code for a protein of 576 amino acids.